This is a messenger RNA of Capsicum annuum, 874 nucleotides long. RefSeq names its product protein LPA2. Lineage: Eukaryota; Viridiplantae; Streptophyta; Magnoliopsida; Solanales; Solanaceae. Gene Ontology annotation, cellular component: chloroplast. The transcript is spliced from 2 exons. The coding region runs from base 135 to 710 and encodes 191 amino acids. The record is from RefSeq and is a predicted model, not a curated record.
AAAUAUUUUCGUCCUUCUAAUGUUGUACGGUUGUAUUCUACUUGAUCCCAUCCAAAAGCCAAUUGAUUUGGGGGUGAUAAUUAAAGAAGGAAAAAAGAAAAGAAAAAGAGGGAGUUGAACAAACAAAACUGAAAAUGGCGCUACUAUUGAACUCACCACAUACCAAGGGACCUCAUCUUCUUCUCCAGUACUCCCACACCUACCCGCAUCCCCUCAGAAAUUUGUCCAUCAAAUUCCAGGACACUUCUUCUUCUGAUGAUAGUAAAUCUAGAGAGGACACCCCAUCAUCAUCAUCAUCAUCUACGGUGACCAAGAAGGCCACCAGCUCCAGCUCGAGUUCCUUAGGUUUUGGCUCAUCUGUUUCGACAUCGAAGAAGAAACAACAAAAGGGGAAAAGAGAGAGGGACACAAUUAUUCGACGAGAACCCAUUCAGAAGCCCAGUUUUGCUACCCAACCAGCGGUGGAAUCGAAGGAAUUUCAGAAAAAUGAGAGUGCUUUUCUUCUUGCUUGGUUAGGACUUGGCGGAAUUAUCCUUGUAGAGGGUAUUCUCCUUGCUGCCUCUGGUUUUUUACCCGAUGCAUGGGACAAUUUUUUUGUGAAGUAUCUGUAUCCAUCCUUUACUCCGACGGUCUUCCUGUUCGUGGCUGGUACAGUUGCCUAUGGAGUGUUGAAGUACCUGCAGAAUGAGAAAUUUAAUAGUGAAAACUGAUUUUUAAAUGUUAUAUCAAGUAUUUAGGUAACUUUUAGUUAGUUUGUUGAGUCUUGUAAACUACAAAUGUGAAACUCUGACGAUGUAAUUCCACGAACACUUCUGAAAGUGGAUUGUGCCACAGGCAGUGUGAUAUCAUAUACGUAUUCUCGUUCACACGGAAA